AAUUAUGUAUUGUUCAUAUAAUUAUUUCUGAAAAUAUAUAUUACAUUUGAUAUUUAAUGACAUUUAGAAUAACGGAAAAAAUAAUAUUACAAGAAAUUGAACACAUUAAAUUAUUCAAUUUUUUCAUCAGUGUUACACAAUAAUACUUGUUGAAAUAAUAUUAGAAUUCCAUAUAGCUUAUAUUUAAACUAUUCUUUGACAACGAGAUAUUUAAUAAUAUAAUUUUACAUAUAUUUAGAAUUUUAAAAAAAUUUACAGCAAAUAUUUUACGUCACAUUAGCAAACUGUGCUUUCACAAUAAGUAAAUUACAAUUUUUAUUAUAAUCAUGUUUCACAAUUAUUGCAAUAAUAACAAUGGUUAUAUACUCCAUUGUUUUAUCACGUAGUGUUAAAUAUACUGUUUAAAAAAACAGUAUUGUAAUGAAUGUAUUAAAUAUUAAUGUAUUCCCAAUAAAAUAUAACUUCACAAACGGCAUGGCAUGUAUUUAUUUAUGUUUAUAUUUUAAGAUAUGUACUAUAGAAUAUUUAAAGAUAUUUUGGAUCUUCAAUUCCAGCUAAAAGUUAUCGAAAUUUAAUAACUACAGACUCUUAGAUUUUUUUAAAUCAAUGACAAAAAAUUUUGAUCAUGGACAUCCGAUAUAUAGCUAUAAAAUCAAUCGCAAAGAAAAAAACAAAAACUUUGACUUACAAUAGCUUAUAAAAUUAUUUUUCUACGGUUUUAGAUAACUUUUUAAUAAUAAAUAAAUUUAAACACAAAUAUUUUAGUGGUAUUUAUUAAUUUUAAAAAAUUUUAAUAUAAUUUGUAAUGCUACUUUCUCAUCAAAGCCAAUAAAUACUACAAAAUGUUACCUAAGAAUCAAAAGUAAACAAAAAUUAAGUAAGUGAUAACAGAAUUGUGUUCAGAUUUUAUAUACAGAAAUAUUCAAACAUAAUAAAACAAUCUGUAACUUUUUUUAAUUUUUUGUAACUCCUAAGAAUCAAAAGUAAACAAAAAUUAAGUAAGUGAUAACAGAAUUGUGUUCAGAUUUUAUAUACAGAAAUAUUCAAACAUAAUAAAACAAUCUGUAACUUUUUUUAAUUUUUUGUAACUUUUUAAAAUGAUAUAUCCUUAUUUUCAAACAACAGUUUGCAAAAUGUUACAGCAAAAUAAAUAUACAUAACAGAUUAAGAAACUUAUACUAUUCUUUAAUAAAUAUUACAAACAUUUAUAUAACUUGAAAUGUAUCUUCUGUUAAAAACCAAAUUAACAAUACAAACAAAAAAUCUUAAUAUCGCUAGUAAUUAUUUGCAAUAAAACAAGGAAUUAUUUGAAAAAUUUUGCCAGUUGAAUCGUUUAAAUAAUUCCUUGUUUUAUUAAAACAAAUUAAUCGUAAAAUUUUAAUUGAAAUUACAUAAUAUCUGUGAUUGCUUUCUCAAUAAUGUUUCACAUAUAUAUCAGGAAAGUGGUUGUUAUAGCAACAAUUGCCAAACAAUGUUCCAUUGUACAGUAACAGUCAGUUGCAAUAGAACGUUAAUACUUGUAACCAGAUUGUCAAAUAAUGCAUACAUUAAAAUUGGUAAUGAUAGGACCAACUGAGAGUGGGAAGACCACAAUAGCAAAUUUUCUGGCGGAUGCUACAGAAAUUCCAUAUGAUUAUCAUCCAACUCAAGGUGUCCGAAUAUUAGAAUUUGAAAUUAAAGAUAUUGAAAUUAAUAAUGAACAUAUCUCAAGAGAUCUCGAGCUGUGGGACUGUAGUGGAAACUAUAAAUAUAAAAAUUGCUGGCCAGCUAUGCGUAAAGAUGUGCAUGGCGUGAUACUUGUAUACAGCGCAAAAACGCAGGAUUCUUCAAAAAAGUUGAAAGAAUAUUACGAUUAUUUCGUUAGUGGAGCUAAAAUAGGGGCAAACAGUUGUGUAAUAUUCUUCUUUGACCCUGAUAAUAUCACCUCAAGCGCCUCAAAAAUUAUUUCAUCUACUUUCCCGAACGUGUCUCAUGUCAAGUGUAACGUGGAUGACGAUGGUGACAAAUUAAAAACUGAUUUUCGAUUGUUUCUAAGUGCUCUAGUGACAAAAUUGCAUGAAGACAAAGAAGAAAAAUUGAUUUUGAGUGACAAUAUAUUGUUUUCUAAAUGAUAUAUUCACUUUUUUAUAACAGUUGUAUACAUAAUAAAAAAUAGUACUCUUUUAUUA
Monomorium pharaonis (pharaoh ant) is the source of this 2168-nucleotide messenger RNA. RefSeq names its product intraflagellar transport protein 22 homolog. Gene Ontology annotation, cellular component: endomembrane system. Gene Ontology annotation, biological process: intracellular protein transport. Gene Ontology annotation, molecular function: GTPase activity. The coding region runs from base 1539 to 2111 and encodes 190 amino acids. The transcript is spliced from 4 exons. NCBI's taxonomy places the organism in Eukaryota, Metazoa, Arthropoda, Insecta, Hymenoptera, Formicidae. The record is from RefSeq and is a predicted model, not a curated record.